This is a messenger RNA of Bombina bombina (fire-bellied toad), 6505 nucleotides long. RefSeq names its product signal recognition particle 54 (gene SRP54). Gene Ontology annotation, molecular function: ATP hydrolysis activity; GTP binding; endoplasmic reticulum signal sequence receptor activity. Gene Ontology annotation, biological process: SRP-dependent cotranslational protein targeting to membrane; SRP-dependent cotranslational protein targeting to membrane, translocation. NCBI's taxonomy places the organism in Eukaryota, Metazoa, Chordata, Amphibia, Anura, Bombinatoridae. The record is from RefSeq and is a predicted model, not a curated record. Bases 234 to 1961 code for a protein of 575 amino acids. Gene Ontology annotation, cellular component: signal recognition particle, endoplasmic reticulum targeting; cytosol. The transcript is spliced from 17 exons.
UUAAAGGUAAUACCUAAGUGGUGACGUUUCUUACAGAGCGGAAGCUCUGGAGAUUCUGUGCUUUCUGCCGGUAGCAAUCCGUUCUGUAAUUGUUCAGUGGUUUUCUGUUACUCUACCGGGGUCGGAGCUCAGGCAGUGGGGGUCGCCAGGGGCAUAAGCCGCGAGGAGGCCAGAAGACCCCCUUUUGGGGGAGUGUUUACACGAGGGGUGGUGUGUAACUAAAGACAGCCAAGAUGGUUUUGGCAGACCUUGGACGGAAGAUCACGUCAGCUUUGCGCUCUUUGAGCAAUGCAACAAUUAUCAAUGAAGAGGUGCUUGGCGCCAUGCUCAAAGAGGUCUGCACAGCUUUGCUGGAAGCAGAUGUGAACAUAAAGCUUGUGAAACAACUACGAGAAAAUGUCAAGUCUGCUAUUGAUUUAGAGGAAAUGGCAUCUGGUCUAAAUAAGAGGAAGAUGAUUCAACAUGCGGUCUUCAAAGAACUCGUAAAGCUAGUAGAUCCUGGGGUAAAAGCCUGGACUCCAACUAAAGGAAAGCAGAAUGUCAUUAUGUUUGUGGGCUUACAAGGUAGUGGAAAAACAACUACAUGUUCAAAGUUGGCCUAUUAUUAUCAAAGAAAAGGCUGGAAGACAUGUUUGAUAUGCGCUGAUACAUUCAGAGCAGGAGCCUUUGACCAGUUGAAACAGAAUGCCACUAAGGCUAGAAUACCUUUCUACGGCAGUUACACAGAAAUGGACCCAGUUAACAUUGCUUCCGAAGGUGUGGAGAAGUUUAAAAAUGAGAACUUUGAGAUCAUUAUUGUGGACACAAGUGGAAGACACAAACAAGAGGAUUCUCUCUUUGAGGAAAUGCUUCAAGUUUCUAAUGCAAUACAACCAGACAACAUUGUGUAUGUUAUGGAUGCCUCAAUUGGACAAGCUUGUGAAGCUCAGGCCAAAGCUUUCAAAGACAAAGUGGAUGUAGCUUCAGUAAUUGUGACCAAGUUAGACGGUCAUGCGAAAGGAGGAGGAGCCCUUAGUGCUGUCGCUGCUACAAAGAGUCCUAUAAUUUUUAUUGGUACAGGAGAACACAUAGAUGACUUUGAACCCUUCAAAACACAGCCAUUCAUUAGCAAACUAUUGGGAAUGGGUGACAUUGAGGGAUUGAUAGAUAAAGUGAACGAGUUAAAACUGGAUGAUAAUGAAGCUCUCAUAGAGAAACUGAAACACGGUCAAUUUACUUUAAGAGAUAUGUAUGAGCAGUUUCAAAAUAUCAUGAAAAUGGGUCCCUUUAGCCAGAUAUUGGGUAUGAUACCUGGAUUUGGGCAGGAUUUUAUGAGCAAGGGUAAUGAACAGGAAUCUAUGGCUCGAUUAAAGAAAUUAAUGACAAUAAUGGACAGCAUGAAUGACCAAGAGCUAGACAACACAGAUGGUGCAAAACUGUUCAGCAAGCAGCCUGGGAGAAUUCAGAGAGUGGCCAGGGGCUCUGGUGUCUCAACCAGAGAUGUGCAGGAACUUCUAGCACAAUACACUAAGUUUGCACAAAUGGUUAAAAAGAUGGGUGGAAUUAAAGGUCUUUUCAAAGGUGGUGAUAUGUCUAAGAAUGUAAACCCAUCACAAAUGGCAAAAUUGAACCAGCAAAUGGCCAAAAUGAUGGACCCAAGAGUGCUGCAACACAUGGUUUGUGACUUCAUGGGAGAGAAGAUUGCUUCUGUUCUGGGUGUCAGUACACCUAAGUACCAGUAUGCUAUUGAUGAAUAUUAUCGCAUGCAAAAAGAGGUGGAUGAAGAGGAGGAAGAGAAUGAGAUGUCCAGACAAGCAGAGAAACAGUACCAGGAGCAAUUAAGCCAACAGCAGAAUGAAACCAAUGCAGAAACGCAGCAACCUGAAGUGCCCAGCUCCUUUGUUAACAUCAGUUUUGUCAUGGAGGGAGAGGAUUCAGCCAGUUUGUCACAGAAGCAGGAACUGUCUGCUGUUCCCACCUAAGAGACUACCCCGUGUUUGGGCUGAAUGGGAAACACCUCCUGCCAGAAUUCAAAUGGUGCCUUCCUAACAGACUUGCUCAGCAGUAUGAAACAGUGCAAAUCAUCUUUCUAACAGAUUAAACUAACAUCAUUAGCUUAGCCAAGUUGUUUCUACCAUUCAGAUCUCUUUAAAAUGACUGUGGGUUUCAGGAAACUUCUAAAAUCGCCAAAGUGUUAAUAUUAUUUUAUUAAAAUGAUAUAGAAUGUUACUGAUUUAUAGUGCAAGAUCAGUCCUAGGGUGAUUUUUGUGUUCUGUUAAGGUAGUCUAUUUGUUUUUAUUGUUUAACCCCUUAACGACCUUAUAUACCGUCCUAAAUGCACUGGGCUUUAAAGCCCUUAGGGCAGCAUAGAACGUCAUAGCCAUUUGGCUGUACUAAAGCCAAAGGCUCUUCCUAAAUGAGAUCACAGAUGGGAGGGUGUGUCUAGCAUCAUAGGCACUCCCCCUUGACCCAAUCCAGUCAUUGAAAUCAUGAACGAUUGUGCGAUUUCAGUUUUUUACUUAUUUGUUUACAUCAAAACUUUGUUCCGAUGAAGGCAAAUAAGUAUGGGCAGGAAGGGGUCAAAGAUAGAUCAUGCUGUUACUACCCAUUACCCAACUUCGCACAAUCAACUUUUGUUAUAUUAAUAUACUUUCUAACCUCUGCCUUUUCUAAGCCCCUGCAGGCCACCUCUUAUCCCUGUGCAUUUUAUUAGCUUUUCACAGCCAGAUAGUGCUAGUUCAUGUGUGCCAUAGAAAGACCGUGCUCACUUCCAUUGAGUUAUGCAUGAACCAGCACUAGUUGGCUGAAAUUCAAGUUUUUAAAAAGCACUAAGAUAAGGGGCAGUCUCCAGAGGCUUAGAUACAGAUAACCAUAGUUACCAAGUAAAAAGUAUAUAUAUAACCGUAUUGGUUAUUAAAAAAAACUGGGGAAUGGGUAAUGAAGGGAUUAUCUAUCUUUUUAACAAAAAACAUUUUCAAGUAGACUGUCCCUUUAAUGGUCUUGAAUUGUGCAUCCAUUGUAAGUUAACAUGUUAUUUUCAGUCAACCAACAAUAUGUAUUGUAUACAGAUCCAUACUUUACAUUUGUGUGUAAUGUAGGAAGGGGUCAUAUUGGGUAUUUAUUAUGUUUUUUAGUAUAUAUUUAUUACCAUUGUAAACCUGGAAACGCCUCCUCUAGAUUCAAAAUGAAUACAAAGAAAAAUAUAUAAGAAAUAUCAUAUCUCUUGUGGCAGAUUUGAUAUAGAAGUCCAGAUCUUAGUGAAUCAGUUUAUAAACAGGAACAUUUUAUAGCUAAUGAAUGUAGAAAGCUAUGACUUUUGUUUUUACCUAAAUCUAGUCAUCUACUGUUAUAUUACAUGUACAGAACAGUAGCCUGGAAACUAGUGUUAUAAAAAUGGCCAAUAUCAUUCCUUUACAAUAAAAAAAAAUUACAUAUUUUAAGACCGGGUUCUUCAAACUUUUCUUCCCAAGACCCAGUGCAAUGAUACUACAUCCCUUUUGAGACCCUAUGUCUGAAAAUGUUUGAAGCAAUAUACAAGGUGGCUGACAUUUUUGGUAAAGUGAGUAAAAUGUGUGCAUUCUUUAUACCUGAUUGUAGUCAAACCUGAAAGUGUAGCAAAAUGUAAUUACACACACGCAUAUAACACACACACACACAAUUUCAAUUACAUAUACCACAAACACUCUCCUAUUACACAUACACACACGCAUAUAACACACACACACACACACUCUCAUAUUACACAUACACACAUGCAUAUAACACACACACACACAAUCUCAUUACAUAUACCACUAACACUCUCCUAUUACACAUACACACACGCAUAUAACACACACACACAAUUUCAAUUACAUAUACCACAAACACUCUCCUAUUACACAUACACACACGCAUAUAACACACACACACAAUCUCAUUACAUAUACCACUAACACUCUCCUAUUACACAUACACACACGCAUAUAACACACACACACACACACUCUCAUAUUACACAUACACACACGCAUAUAACACACACACACACACUCUCAUAUUACACAUACACACGCGCAUAUAACACACACACACACAAUCUCAUUACAUAUACCACUAACACUCUCAUAUUACACAUACACACACCACACACACAUACAAGCCACAACCCAGUAAACAUGGUGUUGCGACCCUGUAAUGGUCCUGACCCGUGGUUUGAGGAACCCCCUAAUUUAAGAGACAUUUCAAAUUGGUUUUAUUAUCUAUUUUACUUUGUCUUGGAAUCUUUUUUUGUUGUUGAAAAUCAUACCUUGGUAGCACUGCACUACUGUGAGCUAGCUGCUGAUUUGUGGCUUCACACAUAUGCCUCUUGCCAUUGGUUCACCUGAUGUGUUCAGCUAGCCCCCCAGUAGUGAAUUGCGACUCUGGAGCUGACUUUGCAGAAGUUAUAUGUAAUGAAUAAUGAAAUGUGUUAACAGCGUUUUCUUUUUUGCCCUUAAAGGGAUAUGAAGCCCAAGUUUUUUCUUUCAUGAUUCAGAUAGAGCAGGCAAUUUUAAGCAACUUUCUAAUUUACUCCUAUUAUCAAAUUUUCUUUGUUUUUUUGGUAUCUUUAUUUUAAAAAUCAGGAAUGCAAGCUUAGGACCCAGCCUAUUUUGAUUCAGCACCCUGGGUAGCUCUUGCUGAUUGGUGACUACUUUGAGCCAAAAUGGGCCGGCGCCUAAGUUUUAUAUUCCUGCUUUUCAAAUAAAGAUACCAAGAGAACAAAUAAACAACGGAUAAUAGGAGUAAAUUAGAAAGUUGCUUAAAACUGCAUGCUCUAUCUGAAUCAUGAAAGAAAAAAUUGGGUUUCAUAUCCCUUUUUAAAAUAAAAGCAACAAAAGAAAACCAAAAAAAUUAAUAAAUUUGGGAUUAUUAAAGGGAUAGUCUAGUCAAAAUUAAACUCAUGAUUCAGAUAGAGGAUGCAAUCUUAAGCAACAUUCUAAUUUAAUCCUAUUAUCAAUUUUUCUUCGUUCUCUUGGUAUCUUUAUUUUAAAAAGCUGGAAAGUAAGCUUAGGAGCUGGCCCAUUUUUGGUUCAGCACCCUUGGUAGCGCUUGCUAAUUUGUGGCUUCAUUUAGACACCAAUCAGCAAGUGCUACCCAGGUGCUGAAACAAUUCCAGAUUUUUAAAAUAAAGAUACCCAGAGAACAAAGAAAAUGUGAUAUUAGUACAUUUGAAAGCUGCUUAAAAUUGCAUGCUGUAUCUGAAUCAUGAAAAUUUAUUUUUGGCUAGACUAUCCCUUUAAGUGUGUAAUGGUUUCCAAUAGACGUUUCUCACCAAUGUUAAAGAUGUAAAAAAAAAAAAAAGGGAAAUCUGUGUGUUGAUUUUGCAUUAAUUUAUUACACGUUUUAUAAUAGCUAGUAAUAGUUUAUACGUAUGUGAAUUUAUUUUAAUUUUAAAAAUGACAACAGCAUUUGGUUAAUUACAGCCUUGUAUUAAAGUAAAAGUGCAGCAAGCAAAUAUCUGAAUUUGCAUGGAUAAUUAUAUCUAUAAACUCAGCGCUCUAUGCUAAUUACCACACAGUUACUAAGGUUAGGUGCCCUAGUUCACCUCAAAUUUAAGCAAGUAUAAGGUAUAUACAAAGGAGCGCCAAUAGGCGGUGGUAUCUACAAGAAUAGGUAGAUGUAAUAUGAAUCAAGUGUGAUGUGUAUAUAUACUAAAAUGGAUAACCUAAAGUCUAAAAUAUAUAUAACAUAUGUCUAUUUAUACAAAUAAAAGUAUAUAAAAACAUUACAUGGAUCCAUGUAUCAAACAAACAUACUAUAUACAGAAAGAGAACAGUAGAGUAGAAUCUCUUAACAUCUCUGGCUGAGAAAAGUCUAAAAUAGAACACCUCCAAAGAUGGAGAUAAUAUAGGAAAAGUUCAUCCGAUGGUGAUAAAUAAUGUCAAAAUAAUUGUAUAUACCUGGUGUGCCAGUCCAGUGUGAGUGUGAAGGGUAUCCAAAAAGGAAAAAAAAAAUCCAAUAAGUUGAAAAAAUAAAAAGAACCGUUAAGAAUGUAUAUAUAUAUAAAAAGGGAAAAAUAUAAAAAUUAUAUAUACACUCCUAUAUGAUGUGAAACAGAAGAAAGAGAGGGGCGCCUCAUGUGUAGAAUCACCAAAUCAAAAAAGCCAAAGCGUAUGCACUUAUUCCACGUGUACCUGUGGGGGGAAAAUGCAGAUAGUGCAAUCAAGACUGUUGCAUGGAUAUUUGUGUUGCACUUUUUUUAUAAUACAUACGGCACCGAAAUUAUCAAAAUGCUGCAACUUGCUGCUAUUUUUGGCAUUUGUUUCACUGACAAAUGCAGAAUUACAAAUAAAUCCACAUACCUAACAGUUUGAUUGCUGGCUCACUUAUGUAACUGCAGAAUAUACGUACUGCACUUUAUCAGCAUGACAUAUUUGUGUUGCUGUGACAAAAAUGUUAAAUGUAUGAUUAUACCGGACUUUAAAAGCAAAUAUAAUUAUAACAUGUUUAAUACCAAACUAAACAAAUGAUUUGUCUUGUGUAAAUAAAAGUUAUUCUACUUUUA